Molecule: messenger RNA, 4966 nt
Organism: Anarrhichthys ocellatus (wolf-eel)
Lineage: Eukaryota; Metazoa; Chordata; Actinopteri; Perciformes; Anarhichadidae
Exons: 14
Coding region: 24-4694 (1556 amino acids)
Biological process (GO): microtubule depolymerization; microtubule-based movement
Cellular component (GO): microtubule
Molecular function (GO): microtubule motor activity; microtubule binding; ATP binding
Source: RefSeq, a predicted model, not a curated record
AGAGAGAAAAGGAAGGUGAGGAAAUGCCACUUUGCCUUUAUGAGUGUCUGAGGGCUGUCGGGCUACAGAGUCACUAUGCCAGGUUUACCUCGUUCGGUGUUCAUCGUGCAGCCCACCUUUCGGUGCUGACCAUGGAGGACUAUCCCAUCCUGGGAAUCCGCUCUAUGGAGGACAGGACUCGGCUCUUCCAUCUGGUCAAAAUGGUGAAAACUCUUGACCUUGAAUAUGAGGAUGAUGAUGCAGAUUACGAUGCUGAUGGUGGUGAUGAAGGCUACCCUGGAGCAGAUAGUAGCUUUACUUAUGAUGGUUGUGUAGAUCCUGACAACAAUGUAUGCGAUGAUGACGAUGAGAAGGGUGCUGCUGUGAGUAAGCUAAAUACAACAAGUUUUUCCAAACCGUCACACGUUCGCAGGCAGCUUGAUUUCAGUUGUGAAACCAUGGAUCAGCUGAAGCUAUUUUCUUGUCCAGAAGACACUGUUCAUGUCUGCACAAGUCAUAAUAGAAAUAAUGUGCCAGGCCAGGGCAAAGGAUCAGCCAUACCUGUGCAGCUUGACACUGGAAGUGGCUGCAAAGGGAAGAACAACCACAGGCCAGAUUUCCAUAGUAGGUUUAGCAACAAACUAGUUGGGCACAAAGUGAGAAAAGGAUUCUCUUGGAAGGAAAAACUCUACACCGAAAUAAGCAGUAACAUGGCUACUGAACACACGGUUAAGCCAACACCUGUUUAUGAAUCAAAGAGAACAGCUGGCUACAACUACGGACUACCACUGAGUUCCCCUCCUGCUCCAAACAAAAAGCAACUAGGAGGGCAACGGAUCAGUGUGUGUCUGAGGAAAAGACCUCUGACACACAAAGAGUGCAGGAGAGGAGAGGCAGAUGUUGUAACAACUCCGAGUGGAGAGUGUGUGAUUGUCCAUGAAAAUAAAGAGGCUGUGGAUCUCUCACAGUACAAACUACAGCACAAGUUCUACUUUGACCAGGUUUUUGGGGCGGAGAGCUCCAACGAGGAUGUGUAUCGAAGAACAGCAUAUCCUCUGGUACUGCACAUGCUCAAUGGAGGUAAGGCCACCUGCUUUGCAUAUGGCCAGACAGGUGCAGGGAAGACUCACACCAUGUUGGGUUCUCCUGUGAGACCAGGGUUGUAUGCACUGGCAGUCCGGGACAUCUUUGCUUACCUCUCCACCGCUCAUAUGCACUCACCCUUGCUGGUGUAUGUCAGUUUCUUUGAAAUCUACUGUGGUCAGCUGUAUGACCUGUUGGAUCACAGAAAAAGGUUGUUUGCCAGGGAGGAUGGACAAAAGGUGGUUCACAUUGUUGGGCUGCGUGAUGUCAGAGUGGACUCAGUCAGCUCACUGUUGGAGGUGAUUUCACAGGGCACAGAAGAGCGCACACAAGGGAUGAGUGGUGUGAAUCCCCUCUCCUCUCGUUCCCAUGCCUUGCUUCAGAUUCAGCUAAGAGAUACAAACCAGCACAUUGCUGGUAGAAUGUGGUUUGUGGACCUAGCAGGAAGUGAGAGGGCAUCAGAUACCAAAGAACCAGACAGGCAGAGUCGUAUGGAGGGAGCUGAGAUCAACCAGAGUCUGUUGGCUCUCAAAGAAUGUAUCCGGUCCCUUGAUCAAGAGCAGUCCCACACACCUUUCAGACAAAGCAAACUUACUCAGGUUUUGAAAGACUCGUUUGUUGGAGACUCAAUGACAUGCAUGAUUGCCAACAUUUCACCUGGUCACUUGGCAACUGAGCACACACUAAAUACACUGAGAUACGCCGACCGGGUGAAGGAGUUGAGGGGAGAAAUAGGCCUGAGAAGAGGAAGAAGGGGCAAAACAAUACACUCCCCCAAAUGUAACCUGUCCAACAGCAGCAGCAGCAGCGGAGGCAACAUUGUUAGCACCAGAGGGAAAAGGCCCCCCAAAAAGCCAAAGUUAGGGCGACAAAGAGAGGAUUUUAGCCUCACCACACCUACCACGAGAUUGACCGCGGGGAGUUCAAUUCUCUGCUCGACACCCAAAACCAGCAGGUGGGGAGAGGAAACAAGUCCAAGCACAAGAAAGGGGAUUGGACUUGAACACAUUACACCAGUCAGAGGUUUGCUGGGAAUAGGUGAUACUCGGAAGAGAGCAGGUGGGAGGGAAGGUAGGAGAAGAGAAAGGUAUGAAGUAACUGGCUGUGUAGGCCACUCAGAUGGUGAAAAACAGGUCAUUGCAGGGCUGGUCUUGGGACAAGCAACAGACGAGCAGAUUCUCUUGAGGAAGGUACAGAAGGAAUCUGGAUUCAACCACAGAGAAAAAGAUAUUCAGCAAAGCACUUUGAAAGGGGAAAGAAAGGAGGAAAGAAGAUGGAUAGAACAGGGAAGACAAGUGGAAAGUAGAGACACAAGUAGUGAAGUAGAAAGGCUAAGAGAAGGAGGUAUACAAAAAGGUAAUGAAAGGAAUAAGGAGAAGGAGAGGCAUCUGAGACAGUAUCACCAGCAACUGCAGCAGUUUAUACCCUCAUCAGCUUCUUCAUCUGUCCAUCUCUUAUCACCCUCUACUUUUUCUUCUUCUAAUCAGGCCUCUCUAUCUUCUUCUGUCUCUCCAUCUUCCUGUUCAUCUCUCCAACACUCUUCCUGCUUCUCAGUUUCUGACCGAAUGUAUCUGGGUUUGGAAGACGUUUUAGAUGCAUACAGAGCUAGGGUUGAGGUUAGAGCCGAUUGUAACAGUAAAAAGUCUUCUUUCUUCCCCAGUGGAGAGAUUUGCUUACAAACUGAAACAUCCCCAAGCUACAGUAAAAAUAAGGAUGAGGUUGGUCACGUUGGCUCAGGUGGUGUUGGUGAAAAGCGGAGGUUAUCUAGGGAAGGAACUGAGGCAAUAUUUGGACAAGACAGGGGUAAACACGAGAAGAGGUCACAGAAGGAAACAGGUGAAGGAGAGGUAAGGGUAAGAAGGGAAGAGUGGAGGCCAGCUGGGAUGGAAGGAAGAAGAGAGAGGAGGUGGGCUACAACAUUAGAGACAGAGCGGGCAAACAGGAUGACAGGUGCAAUGCCAGCUGAUGUUGAGGCCUUAGUGGUGUACAACUGUGACUCAGAAGAGAGGAGAGAAGUGGGUGGGGAAGAAACAGAUCCCUCAGAUGUCCCAGUUGAUGGAGUGUGGAGUACUGAGGAGCGAGAAGGGGCGGAUGGCCAUGGUUUACCGUUCACCCACAGCAGCAUUGCCAGCAACAGCCUCUUUAACCACCUUCCAGCUGAGUCAUCCCAUCAACGAGCUCCAGCAGAACGACCCCUCUCCCCAGCCUGUGAACAUACCAACUCACUCCUGACCCCUAAUAAACUCAGUGAUCUCUCUCUUAAGUUUAAUCAUACCCGAUGCCCCUCAAACAUCGCACCUCUGCCAUUGCAAAAUGCUCAACAUGGAGUGCCAUCAAGCAGCUAUAGAGAGAAGCAACAACGGUUUGCAGCUCACGCUAAUAGAACAGACUUUUCAAAUUCUCAAUCGGCCACAUUACCUCUCACUUCUCCCAUCACACAGAGUUGUUGUAAAAUUUCCACUGAUUCCCUUAACAUAUUAUCUGAAAGUCCAGCUUACACAAUGGUACACAUCCAUCAAGAGGUCAAAGCCAAAAGGUCUGUUUUACCUCAAGAAGUGAUCUCCGUGCUUCCAGUGGACCAACAGACCGCCACAGCCUCCUUCCUCCAAGGGGAACAGAAAAACACCUCACUGUGUCCGCUUGAGAUUGAAAGGGGAGAAGAUAACAGGAGGGAAGUAGAAAAAGAACGUCUCACAUAUGAGGAGAUGGCGAGGAAAAUUUUAGUGGAUGAGGACGUGGAAUUUCGCUUGUCUUUUUUGGAGCUGCCAAAGGCAAAGACUGUCUGCCCUCUCAUCUCUGACACCAUGACAGCUACAAGUCACACUGAGCAAAUAAAAGGCAUGUGUUGUGCCACAUAUGACCAUUGUGGAAUAGGUAUGAUGAAGCCUCCUAUCCCUGAGGUUAUGCUGGUCUCUCUCCAGGAUCAAGAGAACAAUCAGAAACCCCAAACUACGCCAGCUAUUGACGUCCUGGGCUACAUACCUCCUGCACCCCCACUUAAAACCUCUAAAUGUGGUUCUACGCAAACUUCUGUCAUGCAGUCCAUCUCAUCCUCUGUCCAGCAGUCUGGAAACACGAGUUCACCCGGUUCACACAAUCUAAUGACAUAUGGUGACACCGAUGUGCCACCAGAUUAUGCACGCUAUAUGCUCAGCAAACUUGCUUUUUCCAUUUCAACACCACAGUCAGACAGUGUUUUGGGCCAGUUGAACACAGUGCCAAAACAGUGUCACACAGUACAUUCAAAUCAUCCCAGCAACUCAAACAUCUCACUCCAACAAAACGGUCCUAUAGAAUCAAAUAGUCAAGAGAGCACCAGCAAUCAGAAAAUCACACCCAUAAUCAAUCUGUCUACGCUGGAAGAUUUGGAUCAAGGGCAGUGGUGUGUUGUCCAGGCCCAUUGGGAGCAGCUAGAAGAGAUGGAAGCUUUAUGUCGUAAAGAGGGGACUCUUCUGUGCAAGCAACCUGAUAUGGCAUUUGGGGAGUAUGUCCACAAACUAGUGGAUAUCAUGGAGAGAAAGGCUCACUGUGUCCAGAUCAUGAUAGCUCAGCUGCAGCCAUACCUUAAGCCGAGUCAUUCUAACCAGCCACACGGCAGGGAAGAAGAUAACUACUUGAAUUCAUUAAGUUGAUUACUUAGUAUUUUAAAUGAGUAUUUUUAAGUGUAGCCUACACAUUAAAAAAUAUCAGGUAUGCAAAGCUGUGAUGUUUAUAAGGGCACAAUAUAUUUUUCACUGACAACACUAUAUUCAAUAUGCGUCAAUAUUAGUAUUGCUUUUAUUUUAUAAAUGUUCAAUUGACUUAAGCUUUAAGAGUUCACUGCUGGACAAAUAUCACUUGAUGUGUGUGACAUUAAGAUAUGUGUUACACAAGGGCACUUGUGGGAAGAGAUGUUUUCCCAUGU